UCUCUCUGUAAUUGUGUGUGAAAGUGUGAGGUGCAUUUGAGAGAACAACUGUGUUGUGUUGUCAUGUGAGAGCAAAACGAUACCGUUUUGUUAUAAACUAUACACAAGCAUUCCAUUUCCCCCCCAAAAUUGUUUCAGCUGUGAUACUACUUUUGUUUCUCUCCAAGUAAUUACUAAUUAGGAAUGGGUGCGUUGUGUUUGGUGUAUUGGAUUUCAAUUGGAUUGCUGCUGGGGCUGUGUUUGGGUGCCGACCCCUUUGCUAACUUCAACUUGGAGCUCUCUUACAUUACUGCUUCUCCGCUCGGUGUUCCCCAACAGGUUAUAGCAAUCAAUGGCAAAUUCCCAGGCCCCGUUCUUAAUGUAACAACUAAUUACAACGUUGUUGUAGAUGUGAAGAACAAGUUGGAUGAAGAUGUCCUCAUCACAUGGUCUGGAAUACAGAUGCGCCGUGCUUCGUGGCAAGAUGGGGUUUUGGGUACAAAUUGCCCCAUACCACCGAAGUGGAACUGGACCUACCAGUUUCAGGUCAAAGAUCAGAUCGGCAGCUUCUAUUACUUCCCGUCACUGAAUAUGCAAAGGGCAUCCGGUGGAUUCGGUUCUUUUGUAGUAACGAAUCGCGAUAUUAUUCCACUGCCUUUCGCUAUUCCUGAUGGUGAUAUUGUCAUUCUGAUUGGUGAUUGGUAUACUCGCAACCACACGGCCCUACGCAAGGCCCUUGAUAAUGGAGAAGAGUUAGGCAUGCCAGAUGGAGUUCUUAUCAAUGGGAAGGGACCAUACAGAUACAACACCACACUUGUCCAAGAUGGGAUUGUACACGAGACAAUUAACGUUGAUCCCGGUAAAACGUACCGAAUUAGGGUGCAUAAUGUCGGAGUGUCCACUUGUUUGAAUUUCCGUAUUCAGAGCCACAAUUUGCUUUUGGCAGAAACAGAGGGCUAUUACACAUCCCAACAGAACUAUACUAGCAUGGAUGUGCAUGUUGGCCAGUCUUACUCUUUUCUCGUAACCAUGGACCAAAACGCAAGCAGUGAUUAUUACAUUGUGGCAAGUGCAAGAUUUGUGAACGAAUCACUCUGGCAGAGAGUAACCGGUGUGGCAGUGUUACAUUAUUCGAACUCAAAAGGCAAAGUGUCCGGUCCACUCCCUGACCCUCCAAACGAUGCUUUCGACACAACAUAUUCACUAAAUCAAGCCAUGUCCAUCAGGCAAAAUGUGUCAGCAAGUGGGGCCCGCCCGAACCCACAAGGUUCUUUCCAUUACGGUUCAAUAAACGUCACUGAUGUUUACGUGCUCAAAAGUCUGCCUCCGUCGAAAAUUGAUGGAAAAUUACAUACUACUUAUAACGGUAUUUCAUUUGUGAAUCCCGAUACACCGAUAAAGCUCGCAGAUGCAUAUAAAGUGAAGGGUGCUUAUAAGCUCGAUUUUCCUAGUAAGCCACUAGAAAGGGCGCCGAGCAGAGAUAGAUCUAUCAUAAAUGCUACAUACAAGGGAUUUAUAGAGAUAAUAGUGCAGAACAAUGACACGGUUUUGCAGACAUUUCACCUUGACGGUUAUUCUUUCUUCGUGGUUGGGAUGGGUAUUGGUGAAUGGACCGAGAACAACAGAGGCUCGUACAAUAGGUGGGAUGCAAUAUCUCGCUCUACCGUGCAGGUUUUUGCUGGGGGGUGGACAGCAGUUAUAACAUCAUAA
Messenger RNA from Erythranthe guttata (spotted monkey flower), 1689 nucleotides. The record is from RefSeq and is a predicted model, not a curated record. NCBI's taxonomy places the organism in Eukaryota, Viridiplantae, Streptophyta, Magnoliopsida, Lamiales, Phrymaceae.